AUGAAUAUUGAUAACUUUAUAAAAAUAUUUUUUUUGAUGAUUUUAUCAACCGAAAUUGGACAAUCAUUAAUUCCGGUUGAACGUUCUGCACUAAGUUCAGUUCUUGUAGAUAAGAGAAUAUAUUUUUUGGGGGGAGAGUCACUUCAUAGUCCAAAACCAUCAUCAACAUUAGAUCAAAUAUUAUAUCUCGAUGUAUCUAAAUCAUUUAAUACAGUCAAUCCACCAUUUGAAGAAAUAAUAAAUGUACCAAUUCCAUUUGGAAGUUCAUAUGCAACAACAUUUCUUAGCCCUCAAAAAAAUGUAAUUUAUUUAUUUGCAGGAAAUAUGGUGGAUGCGAAUACAAAAAAUCCAAGUCUAGAGUUUUAUAAACCAGUUUUACAUUCAUAUAAUCUAGAAACUCGUGAAUGGACCGUACCAAUAACAAAUGGAUUCGAACCAACAAGAAGAAGAGCAAUUAAUGGUGUCAUUAAUAAAGAAACUGGAAAAUUUUAUGUUUUUGGUGGAUGGGAACAAAUAAAUGGUCAAAAUAAUUAUACAGUGUAUAAUGAUAUGAUUGUUUUUGAUACUAUUUCUUUAACCUGGUCAAUAGGCUCUACAAUAAAUGCUCCACUUCCCCGUACGUACUAUACUGCUACUUUGUUAUCUAAUGGAAUUAUUGUUUUUAUUGGUGGAAAAGAUAAUAAUUUUCGUGAUGUUGACAUAAAUCAGCUUGCCCUUUAUGAUACGAAAGUUGACAAGUGGUCAAUAAUGACGGCACGAGGUGUUACUUUGGAAAAUCGUGGUUUACAUUCCGCAGUUCUAACACCAGAUGAAAGAAUAAUUAUUUUUGGUGGGAGUAAAGACUCUAAUGAACCAGUUUUAAAUCAACUUGCUGUAUUAAAUACAAAGACGACACCAUAUGAAUGGUCAAUUCCACAAGUUUCUGCCAUAGAUAAUAUGCCUUUAACAACUUCUGCACAUUCGGCUACAUUAGUUGAAAAUUAUAUGUUUAUAAAUUUUGGUACCAUACCAAAUUAUUCUAAAAUACAGUUACUACCGUUUUUUUAUAUUCUUGAUAUAAGAAAUUUUACAUGGGUAACACAUUUCGAACCUGAAGAAUCACCAAUUGUUAUCACCAGUGUAAACAAUUCACCAACUAACUCAACUAACUCACCUGAUUUAACUACGGAAAAAUCUGAUAAUGGUAAACAAAUUGGUAUUAUUAUUGGAACUAUCGGUCUCAGUGUUGGUGUUGGCACUGUUGUUGGACUUUUAGGUUAUAAAUAUUAUAAAAAACAAAAAUAUAAGCAUACUAUACCUACUGCUGGGAGUCCAAUUAAUUAA
Messenger RNA from Rhizophagus irregularis DAOM 181602=DAOM 197198, 1323 nucleotides. RefSeq lists its product as uncharacterized. The record is from RefSeq and is a predicted model, not a curated record. NCBI's taxonomy places the organism in Eukaryota, Fungi, Glomeromycota, Glomeromycetes, Glomerales, Glomeraceae. Gene Ontology annotation, molecular function: protein binding.